Neogale vison (American mink) is the source of this 702-nucleotide messenger RNA. Its product is annotated as killer cell lectin-like receptor 2. The transcript has 7 exons. The coding region runs from base 109 to 702 and encodes 197 amino acids. Lineage: Eukaryota; Metazoa; Chordata; Mammalia; Carnivora; Mustelidae. The record is from RefSeq and is a predicted model, not a curated record.
AGCCAGGACAUCGCAGCUGUGUUCCUGACCAAGCUAUUUGUCCGGCUGGUGAAAUCCCAGGUCCUGGAAGCAGGACUUGAGCUGUGUUCUUUGCUGCAGCCCUCAAAAAUGAGUGAAGAGAGGGUGACAUAUGCAGAGCUGAAUUUACCCAAUUCAAGGAAACAGAAGGGCAAAAGACGUCCCAGAAAUAAAAAGAGAGGAUUUCCAUGGCACAUUGUUGCAUUAUUCCUGGGAGUUAUGUGUGUUAUCCUCCUGCUGGCAAUCACAGGCUUAAGAUCUAUAUUUUUUCAGAAAUGUCCUGCACACAUGAUGCAGAAUAAGAAUGACACAAAAGAAAAAAAUUCUUCCUUAGGAGAGGUUGAAGAUGACUCAAUUUUACCCCCUAUUAUAGAUGAAGACUAUGAGUCAUUUCAAGGAAAUUGGCACUGCUGUGGAAAAAGCUGCUACUAUUUUUCAAAAGAAGAGAAAAGAUGGGAGGAGAGUAAGAAGUCAUGUGAAGUCCGGAGUUCUAAACUCAUGAAGAUUGAUGAUAAAGCAGAGCAGAACUUCAUUCAAUCAAAAAUAAGAUACAAUUACUGGAUUGGAUUAUAUAAAGUAGGAGGUAUACAGGUGUCAUACGGGGCAUUUUGGUACAUGAUCAUGAAGCUCACACGAGAGGUUGAUGCAGGGAAUGCAGAUGUUGUACACAGCAGUGCACAGUGA